AUGCAGUUCGGUCGGAUUAGCGAUGAAACAUUCACUAUGGAUUUCCGUUAUCCACUGUCCGCUUUGCAAGCAUUCGGCAUUGCAAUGACAAGCUUCCACGGGAAAAUUGCUUGUGAAUAA
This is a messenger RNA of Gongylonema pulchrum, 120 nucleotides long. The record is from the annotation of a GenBank genome assembly. Lineage: Eukaryota; Metazoa; Nematoda; Chromadorea; Rhabditida; Gongylonematidae.